AAGAAAGUAGGACGAAGGGCAAAGGCAAGAGAGAUUUAAAGCAGAAGCAAAUGAUUCAUUAUAAGGCAAACCUAAGGAAAACAAAAGGUGAAGAUAAUGUAGAGCUAAUAAUGAUCAAGACCAAAAUUCGCAAAAUAGAAUCUGGAGAAGGACAAAAACAAUGA
This is a messenger RNA of Acaulospora morrowiae, 164 nucleotides long. The record is from the annotation of a GenBank genome assembly. NCBI's taxonomy places the organism in Eukaryota, Fungi, Glomeromycota, Glomeromycetes, Diversisporales, Acaulosporaceae.